Molecule: messenger RNA, 891 nt
Organism: Thelazia callipaeda (thelaziosis nematode)
Lineage: Eukaryota; Metazoa; Nematoda; Chromadorea; Rhabditida; Thelaziidae
Source: the annotation of a GenBank genome assembly
AUGAAUAUCAGUCAUCAUGAAGAGUCAUUAAUUAAGACGAUAAAGAAUCACGUAAUUACGAUAUCAGUGCGUCAUAAUAACAAAAGCAAAUCUCAAAUUCAUAGUCCAGAAAAAAGAAAUAUUAGCUCGGAUAAGUUGUUAGCAAAGAAACAAAAGCAAAAUAGAAAUUCACAAUCACUGUUAUUUACAACAGCACUUCAACGAAAACGUACAUUAACACAGAUAUCGACUAUAACGAUUUCAACUAAACAUGUAGUACAAUCACAACAACAAGCAGACUUACGACCAUCAUAUCCACAACAACAAGCAAACUUAAGACCAACAUAUCCACAACAACAAGCAGACUUACGACCAACAUAUCCACAACAACAAGCAGACUUACGAUCAACAUAUCCACAACAACAAGCAAACUUACGACCAUCAUAUCCACAACAACAAGCAAAGUUACGACCAUCAUAUCCACAACAACAAGAAAACUUACGACCAACAUAUCCACAACAACAAGCAAAUGUACGACCAUCAUAUCCACAACAACAAGCAAAUGUACGACCAUCAUAUCCACAACGACCUCAGUCAACAACGAAAACACCAGCAGAACUACAGCCAGAUUCAGAAUCAUCAGAAUUACUUGCGUAUAUUAGAAAUAAGCAAAUAAAUACACUGGAGGAACGAAAUAUAUCCAGUGGCAAUGAAAGUGAUCUACUGGAAGAUAUGAAGAAAUUUGAAAAAAAAGUGGAACUUGUUCAUAAGCCUUCACCCACGACUCUUAUCAUUAGGAAUAUAGCUGUAGAACGUACAGUUCCAGUUGAUGCGAAUAUCGUCGACAAAACAACCACAGAAUUCGAAAUGCCACAAAAAUUUGACAUAAUCAGAAUUACAACCACUCAGUAA